This is a messenger RNA of Medicago truncatula (barrel medic), 408 nucleotides long. RefSeq lists its product as uncharacterized. The transcript has a single exon. The coding region runs from base 1 to 408 and encodes 135 amino acids. NCBI's taxonomy places the organism in Eukaryota, Viridiplantae, Streptophyta, Magnoliopsida, Fabales, Fabaceae. The record is from RefSeq and is a predicted model, not a curated record.
AUGACAAACAACAAAGAGAGCAGGAGAGAAAGCAAGUUUGCGAAGUACAUGAAGGCACCUUUAAGGUUGUUGACAAAGGUAAAGGACUUGUACGUCCGUGGCAUGAUCCAUUGUUCUCAUGACUUGGCCUUUGUGGAUGCAAACGUGGGAAUUCCUAACAGCUUUAGCUCUGCAACACCUACCACAAACGAUCAUGAUUUUAAUGAACUCAUAACUGCUGCGUCGCUUAGGAUCAGAUCAGGUGGAAAUGGUGUUGAGUUGGAUGCGGAAGCAAUGAAAAAGCCUCCUCAGAAGAGUCACAGGGUCGGGAUGGAAAGGAUCGAAGAAGAAGACGAGGCGUGUGAGUUUGGAGAUGAUGAUGACGACGAUGAUGAUGGUGAUAUCAAGGCCAAGGCGCCACAAAGUUGA